This is a messenger RNA of Papilio polytes (common Mormon), 2557 nucleotides long. Its product is annotated as angiotensin-converting enzyme-like. Lineage: Eukaryota; Metazoa; Arthropoda; Insecta; Lepidoptera; Papilionidae. Gene Ontology annotation, biological process: proteolysis. The record is from RefSeq and is a predicted model, not a curated record. Bases 216 to 2456 code for a protein of 746 amino acids. Gene Ontology annotation, cellular component: plasma membrane. Gene Ontology annotation, molecular function: peptidyl-dipeptidase activity; metallopeptidase activity. The transcript is spliced from 11 exons.
CGUCCCACGUUUUCAAAACAUCUCGCCCGUACGAUUGUUCCGAUUUGAAAAAAUCCAUCACAAAACGAUUAAACAGUGCCUCGAUUUCACAAACAAUCGACCGUUAGUGCUCAAAGUCUUUCAUGUAUCAACGCUUGCGGAAGCAACACGUACUUACGAUGUUAUUUAGAUGUGAUAUUACCAGUGUUGCGUAAUUAUAUGGACUGUUAUCAAUCAUGUAUCUCACGCAAAUUACAUGUAUAAUUGUUACAAUGUCGAUAUCAUUUGCCGUGCAAUACCCAACAAAUCCUACAUCAGAGAUGUCGGCGGAUGAAAAGAAUUUGAUAAAAGUUAACAAAACAUUGGAACAAUCUGAUGAAAGUGGCCAUGAAGUAGACACAGAUGGGGAAGAAGUUAAAGACAAGAAAUAUCUAGUAGAUGCUAUGAGAACAAUUCUAGAUCCAAAUGCCGUUAUCCAGAAAAAUGAGGAAGAAGAUAAUUUUAAAUUUCAAAUCGAUGAAUUAGACAAGGAGAAUAUGACGCUCGAUAAUUUUAUGGAGGAAAUGGAUAAAUUGAGCCUUGACGUUUGUAAAACGUCACAGGAAGCGUUAUGGUCAUAUGUUACAGAUAUUACUAAUGAAAGUAAAAAGAAUAAAAUGAUAUUAAUAGCCGCAGAAGAAGACGAAAUAAAGAAACAAUAUUGGAACAUGCUGAAAAAGAAAUAUUUGAACGAUUGGCAAUUACUGAACGACCCGAAAUUGAAGAGGAAGCUUCGAAUUAUCAAAGAGAGGGGGACCAACGUGCAAAUGCCGCAAAGCAAACAAAGAGAGGAAAUAGACACAAUGCAACGGAUUUGGAGUCGAGUAACAGUAUGUGCUUAUAACGCAACUAAUUGUAAUGUAGACGAAUCAAUACGUUCUAUGAGUGAUGUUAUUGCGGUCUUCAAAAGAAAUAAUGACACGAAAGAAUUAUUGUACUAUUGGAAAGCCUUCAGAGAUGGCACUGGAAAACAAAUACGUCCAACUUUUAAUGAUUAUGUUACAAGAAUGAAUAAUGUAGCGCAAUCAGAAAACUUCACUGAUGCUGGCGAUAUGUGGAGAUAUACAUUCGAAGAUGACCAUUUUGAAGAAACGGUUAAUAGACUUUGGUCAGAAAUUAAACCUUUAUACAAAUUAUUACAUACUUAUGUGAGGAUAAAAUUGAAGAAGUAUUUCAAAUCUGAACUCUCUAAAAAGGAAAAGACGAUACCUGCACAUGUACUAGGCAACUUAUGGGCGCAAGAAUGGCAAGCGGUGUACAAUAAAGUUGCAAUCUACCCUGAUAUUCCAAGACCGACGGCAAUAAACAGUAAAAUUCUGCAAGCAAAGGAUCUUUUUGAUGCAGUCGACAGGUUCCAUCAGUCCCUUGGUUUUGAUAGCGCCCGACAAGCGUAUCAAGAUAUACGAGAAACUGCAACUUCAGCUAACUGUCUACCUUCAAGCCACGACAUGUGCGAUGGAGUAAAUUACAAGAUAAAAUGGUGUGGUGAGAACCUCACGGACGUGAGCGUGGGUCUGUCGCGUGCGGCGAGGUUGCUGGGCCACGUUCAGUACUUCAAACAUUACCGUCAGUUGCAGCCACUUUAUAGAGAUGGACCUAACCCAGCGUUCCAUGACGCGAUCUCGGACAUCGUGGCUGUGCAACUGACGUCACCAGCUCACCUGCACACCUUAAACCUGGCGCAGGUCACCACAGGGCCUCAUGCUGAACUCAACCAUCUACUCUGGCUGGCUCUAGAGAAACUACCCUUAGUCGCAUAUGCGUACGUCCUUGAUAGAUGGCGCUGGGACAUAUUCGCGAAUUCAAGUCUUAAGAACUGGAAUCAGCAUUGGUGGGACCUCAGAGUUAACGAGACGGGGAUAUCACCACCUGUGCCGAGGAAUGAGAGCGACCUGGAUCCCGCUGCGAAGUAUCAUGUUGUUUCCCAUGUUCAAUAUAUUACAUAUCUCGUAUCACACGUGUUGGAGUUCCAAAUCCUGUCAUCACUGUGCAAGAAGGCGAACCACACCGGACCUCUACAUAACUGUUCCUUACGCGACGUAAAGGAAGCAGGAAAACUCCUCAGCAAUGGGAUGUCGUUAGGAGCUGGCGUAGAUUGGAGGACUGUAUUAGAAGCUAUAACUGGUGAAACAGACCUAUCUACUGCCGGUUUGUUACAAUAUUUCGCUCCACUCAGCCAAUAUCUGCGCAAAGAAAAUGAAAAACUUGCAAACCUUACUGAAGAUAUGGACAAGAAUCCGCCCAUAAUUAUAGGUGCUAUAAUCAUAUUUGUGAUAUUGACAAUGAUAAUAGCUUAUUGUGUUAAAAAGAAGGAUGCUUAUAGAAAAGUUCUCUCAUGGUGUGGACUUACUAAGAAUGGUUCGUUAGAUAUAGUUACCAACGAAAUGACCCAAACUAAAUCUAAAGAAGAGGAAGGAGUGAAUGAGGACAAUGUUUGAAGUUUAAAUAUUUAUAUGUUAAAUAUUAUGAAAAUAAAAUAGUGAUUAUAGUAAAUGUGAAAAUGUGCCACUAUGUCGAUUAACUGUUAGUAUUAAGUGUU